Messenger RNA from Pundamilia nyererei, 7130 nucleotides. RefSeq names its product lipoxygenase homology PLAT domains 1a (gene loxhd1a). Gene Ontology annotation, molecular function: protein binding. The record is from RefSeq and is a predicted model, not a curated record. Bases 1 to 7053 code for a protein of 2350 amino acids. NCBI's taxonomy places the organism in Eukaryota, Metazoa, Chordata, Actinopteri, Cichliformes, Cichlidae. The transcript is spliced from 44 exons.
AUGCCGUCCAAACAGAAAAAAUCCACAGCUUCAGGAGAAACUGAAGACGUUGAUGACGAAGUGGAGGAAACUGAGCCAAAGUCAAAGGAGAGGAGCAACGGUUUGACCCGAGGGGACACCACUAAAAGGGGGAAGAGUCAGAAGAAACACAAGAGCUCCGAGAGCACUGAGAAUCAGGAGCUUUCAGAGAACAACAACAAUGAUCCCUCAACCAAUACCAAAAAGAAGAAAUCACAGAAACUCAAAGAAGAAGUGACCGAGGGAGUGAAGGAGGAAAAGAAGAAAAAGCACAAGAAAUCCUCUGCAGAGAACCCGGAGGGGGACGUGGAGAUGGGUUCCAAAGAUAAAAAGUCCAAAGAUGACAGCGAUGAAGAUAAAAAGAAGAAGGGGAAAAAGUCCAAAAGCAAACAGGUGGACUACUCUGAAAUCUACCAGAAUGAACUGCUGAACUACCACACAGACUCAUCCGAUGGAUAUGAAGAUGAAUACUUCAAAAAGAAAGAUUGUAUUUUCCCUUUUAUUCUCUUCUCCCUUCUCCUCUCUCUUCCAGUGUACGAGGUAGUUACUGUCACUGGUGAUGUUAAAGGAGCUGGGACAGAUGCAAAUGUAUUUGUUACCCUUUUUGGAGACUUUGGCGUCACACCCAAGGUCCACCUGGCAAGCAAAAGCCGGACUGCAUUUGAGAAGAAUAAGACGGAUGUUUUCCGAAUCAAAACACACAACGUGGGGCCUCUAAAGAAACUGAGGAUCGAGCACGACAACACAGGGAUGAGUGCCAGCUGGUUCUUGGAUAGAGUGGUGGUGACUGACAUGAACCGACCCCAUCUGCGCUUUUAUUUUGCCUGCAACAACUGGCUGAGUCGGGAGGAGGGCGACAACCUGUUUGUCAGGGACCUGCUGGGCAGCAUGAACCCCAUGGACGUCCCGAAAUUGAAUAAAUAUAUAGUGAGCGUGUUUACUGCUGAUAUGAAGGGAAGUGGAACCGAUGCUGAUGUCUUCCUGAAUAUUUUUGGAGAGAACGGUGACACAGGGGAGAGAAGACUGGACAGUGACAAAGACAACUUUGAACGUGGGUCAGAGGACAAGUUUACAAUAGAGGCCCCAAACCUCGGGAGGCUGAAGAAAAUCACUAUAGGUCACAACAACAGAGGCUCUUCAGCUGGAUGGUUUCUGGAUAAGGUGGUAAUAGAUGACAUGGGUAACAAAGAAUUGUACGAAUUCCCGGUGUAUAACUGGUUUGCCUUGGAUGAAGGUGAUGGCAAAAUACAGAGAGAUGUGUUGGUUGGAGCCACGCAGCCAAUGGGAAUUGUGUACAAUGUCCAAGUGAUGACUGGAAACGUGAGGGGUGCGGGGACCAACUCUAAGAUCCACAUAGUGAUGCAUGGAGCUAAGGGCAUAAAAAACAGCGGCAAAGUCUUCCUUGAAGGUGGGGCUUUUGAGCGCGGUCUCAUCGACAUCUUCAAUGUGGAGAUCUGUGAACUGAUGAGCCCACUCAGCAGGGUCACCAUCGGGCACGACAAUGGCGCAGUUGGUGCUGGAUGGUACUGUGAAAAGGUGGUUAUAUACUGUCCGUUCACGGGGAUAGAGCAGACGUUUCCGUGUGGGAUGUGGCUGGAUGAGGAUGAGGGAGAUGGGCUGAUUGAGAGGGAGCUCUAUGAGAUGGUCUCUCUCAGGCAGAAAAAACAGAUGAAGUACCCAUGGUCGCUGUGGAUUUGGACCUCAGAUGUAAAAGGGGCAGGGACAGAUGCCCAGGUAUUUCUGCAGAUCUAUGGAGAGAAGGGCAAGUCUGAUGAAAUGAAACUAGAAAACAACUCGGACAGUUUUGAACAAGGCCAGGUUGAUAAAUUCAUGAUUGAAAUGCCAGACAUUGGGAGACUGCUGAAACUGCGGAUCUGGCACGAGAAGAGACAUCCAUUCGCUGGCUGGCAUUUAGGAAAGGUCACCUUGCUCAAGACGCUAACCAUGGAGAAAUAUUCUUUUGAAUGCGGCCGUUGGCUGGACAUCAACGAGGAUGACAAUGAGAUUGUCAGAGAGCUUCCAGCGACAGGAGUACUUAUUGAUGAGCCGCUGCCCUUGAUUAAGUACAGAGUCACCAUCUGCACAGGAAAUGUCAGUGGCAGUGGCACCGAUGCCACCGUCUUCCUCAAUGUUAUUGGUGACCUAGGUGAGACGGGGGAUCGACUCAUGAUUAUGAGCAAAAACAACGUUAACAAAUUUGAAAAGGGAAACCACGAUGAGUUUCUCAUUGAGUCCGUAUCCUUGGGCCAGGUGCGCAGGGUCCGUGUGGGUCAUGACGGCCGUGGUGGAGGCUGCGGUUGGUACCUCGAUAAGGUGAUGGUCAGGGAGGAAGGCCAGCCAGAGAGUAUGGCCAUUGAAUUUCCUUGUUACAGGUGGUUGGACCGUAAUGAGGAUGAUGGACAGAUUGUCCGUGAGUUAGUUCCAGCGGGAGACGGCCUGCGUCUCUUCAAUGUCAGCUACCAGAUAGCAAUCAAGACAGGCAGUGUGAACGGGGCCAGCUCGGACUCCAAGGUGUUCGUCAAGCUGUAUGGGGAGAAGGGUGAUACUAGCAAGGUGAUAUUAGCAGUCUCCGACAAUGAUCUCAGGAACUACUUUGAGACAGGUCGCACGGAUAUCUUUACCUUCGAAACCUCUGACAUCGGGAAGAUCAACCGACUUCUGAUAGGUCACACCAACGAGGGACUGCGGGCCGGGUGGUUUCUGGACAGCGUGCAGAUCUCUGUGCCGGUUCACGGAAAGCAGUACAUGUUCCCAAGUCACAGGUGGCUCUGUAAAGAUGAAGCUGAUGGAAAGGUGGAGGUGGAGCUCUAUCCCAGCGAGACGUUGGACAUUGAACAAUUGAUCAACUAUGAAGUGACAGUAGUCACAGGUGACGUGCGUGCAGGUGGAACUAACGCCAAAGUCUUCUGUCAGAUCUAUGGAUAUGAAGGAAAAACUGAAGUUCUGCCUCUAAAAAGUCGCUCCAACAGUUUUGAACGUGACACCACUGACAUCUUUAAGAUUGAGGCUCAGGAUGUUGGUAAGAUCUAUAAGAUACGUAUCUACCACAACGGGAAGGGUAUUGGAGACGGAUGGUUUCUGGAGACUGUGGACAUCAAGCGCCUGACGAUGGCUAUGGUGCAGGUUGAGGUGAAGAAAGAAGAGACGAGCAAAAAGGACAAGAAGAAAAUAAUUGAAGAGCUGCAGGAAGUGGUGGAGACAUUUAUUUUUCCUUGUAACCGCUGGCUAGCCAGGGAUGAGGAGGACAGGGAGAUUGUGGUUGAGCUGCUGACUGAGGAUAAUGACGACUUGGAGAUGAACUCCUAUGAGAUACAUGUGUUCACUGGGACGAUGUGGGGGGCAGGGACAGAUGCCAAUGUGUACAUCAACAUCUACGGAGAGACAGGCGACACGGGAGAGCGACACCUCAAGAAAUCCAACAACCUAAACAAAUUUGAGAAAGGCCAGGAGGACGUUUUCGACAUCUCUGCAGUCGACCUGGGGACCCUGAAGAAGCUGAGGAUCCGCCAUGACAACAGCCAGGCCAGCGCCGGCUGGUUUUUGGACAGAGUGGAGAUUGUGGACAACAAAGAUGACACCACGUACUUCUUUCCUUGCAAACGGUGGCUGGCUGUCGAUGAGGAUGACAGACAGCUUGCCAGAGAGCUUGUUCCUGUGGAUGAGGCGUUCAUGAAGAAGGGAGAUGAUGAUGACGAAGAUGACUCUGAAGCUACUCUUGGUUUAGAACAGAAAGCCAUGUCAACAACAUACACAGUGAGGAUAAAAACUGGUGACAAGAAGUACGGAGGAACAGACGCUAACGUCUUUAUGAUCCUGUAUGGCACCAAGGAUGACACAGGAAUUAUUAACCUGAAGGCUUCAAAGACCCAUAAGAACAAGUUUGAGCGAGGUAUGAUUGAUGUGUUCACUGUGGAGGCCGUGGACCUCGGACCCCUGAAAAAGCUGCGUAUUGGACAUGACAACAAUGGGGGAGGGUCAGCAGGCUGGUUUCUUGACUGGGUGGAGAUUGAUGCUCCAUCUCUGGGACAGAAACUACACUUCCCCUGCGGACGCUGGCUGGACAGAGGAGAGGAUGAUGGAGCCAUCGUCAGGGAGCUUUUCCCUAAUCCUCUUCAAACAGAGUUUUACACACCAUUCGUUCCUUAUGAGAUCAAAAUCUUCACAAGUGACGUGUUUGGAGCCGGUACAGACGCAGACGUCUUCAUCAUCCUGUACGGCCGAGAUGCAGUGUGCACCCAGCAGAAGUCCCUGUGUGUCAACAAGAGGGAGAGGAGAAUGUACUUUGAGAGAGGAGCUGAGGACAUGUUUAUUGUUGAGCUAGAAGAUGUCGGAGAUGUAAUUGAGAAGAUUCGUAUUGGCCAUGACAACCGUGGGGUGAACCCAGGCUGGCAUCUGGACAGAGUGGAAAUCAGACGCCUCCUCAGGAAAGGAAAGGGUUCAGAGACCGUGAUCUUCCCCUGUGAGCGGUGGCUCGCCAAGUCAGAGGACGAUGGAGAAACGGUGAGAGAGCUUGUGCCCUCUGACAUCAUCACAGAGAAACUUUCAAGAGAUGGAAGCCUGAAAGUGACUGAAGUCGAGGUGGAAGACGCUCUGGAGACCCACACAUACAAAGUUUCCGUGAUGACAGGUGACGUGUAUGGAGCCGGCACUGAUGCCAACGUCUUCCUCACCAUUUACGGGGACCUGGGGGACACCGGGGAGAGAAAACUGAGCAAGUCGGAGACAAACAGCAACAAGUUUGAAAGAGGAUCUGUGGAUAAGUUCACUAUAGAGGCAGUAGACCUCGGUCAGAUUUUCAAAAUAAAAAUUCGCCAUGAUAACAGUAUGGUGAGUCCUGACUGGUACUUGGAUCAGGUGGAGGUGCUGGACAUUGAUACAGAAGAGGUGUUCCUCUUCUUAUGUGAACGCUGGCUCUCCAAGAAGAGAGAGGAUAGACGCAUCCAAAGAUACUUUUAUGUCAAGGGUUAUGAAGGAGUUCGAGAGAGCUCGGCCAGUGAAAAGAAGAACUUGGCUCUAAUGCAGAAAAGCGUCGACAAUAACAUGAACAAGAAGAACAAGAAGAAGAAAGAAGAAAAAAUUGAUCUUCCAAUCAUACCUUAUCACAUCACCAUCUACACUGGACUGGAGAGGGAUGCGAGCACCACCAGCAGGGCUUAUGUCAUCAUUAUCGGGGCUAAUCACACCCAGACAGAUAGGUUGUGGUUGGACCUGCAAGACGGGAGGAAGGGCUUUGAGGCCGGCUCUCUGGAGAGCUUCGAGUCCCACGGUUCAGAUGUGGGGGAGAUCAAAAAGGUUGAGCUCGGCCAUGAUGGGGCCACUCCAGAGAGCUGCUGGCUGGUUGAUGAACUAUGUGUUGCUGUGCCAACCAAAGGGGUCAAAUAUAUAUUUGCUUGCAAGUGCUGGCUGGCCAAAGAUCGAGGAGAUGGGUUGACUGCUAGAGUAUUCAAUGUGCUGGACUCAGAAGCCAUUUCUAUCUCCCAUAAGAUUAUCUAUGAGGUGACAGUGGUAACCGGAGAUGUGCAGAAUGCGGGAACAGACACCCAGAUCUUCAUGACUGUUUUUGGGGCCAACGGCAGUACAGAGGAGAUGCUGCUGCAGAAGAAUGAGGACAGGUUUGAGCGAGGUCAAGAGGACACCUUUAACAUGGAGAUCGAUGACGUUGCCCCACUGAGAAAAAUGCGACUCCGGAUAGAUGGAUCAGGCAGUCGGCCCGACUGGUUUCUUGACAAGGUGAUCAUGCGUAACCUGACCACGGAGGAGGUGUCUGUGUUUACCUAUGAAGGGUGGCUGUCCAGGACACAUGGACCCAAGAGGACACUGAUCUGUGAGAUGGCAGCUGUGGUGGACGAGGAGGUGAUGGUGGAGGUCACUACCUACAUUGUCCAGGUCAAGACAAGUGACGUCGCAGGGGCAGGCACUGAUGCCAACGUAUGGAUCAUUAUUUUUGGAGAGAACGGGGACACAGGAACACUGGCGCUGAAAGAGUGCAACAAGUCCAACAAGUUUGAACGCAAGCAGGUGGACACGUUUCGCUUCCCAGAAAUCCUCAGCAUGGGAGACCUCUCCAAAGUACGAGUCUGGCACGAUAACACAGGUAUUGCUCCAGGCUGGCACUUGGAGUAUAUUGAUGUGAAGGACGAGAUCAUGGACAAAACAUUUCGUUUCCCCUGUGACCGCUGGCUUGCCAAGAACGAUGAUGAUGGACAGAUAAUGAGAGAGCUGGCCUGUGCUAACAAUGACUACUUGGACCUCAAUGAAAAGACCAAGUAUGAAAUUUGUAUCACAACUGGAGACACAGCUGAAACCAAGGAAAAUGCCUGGAUUGUACUUGAAGGGAGAAAGGGUCGAUCAAAAGAAUUUGUAAUGGAGAACUCCUCAAAGAAGAAGAGGUUCUUGCGGGGAAAUGUUGACAGGUUUGAAUUUUCAUCCAAGAACUUGGGUGAUAUUGCUGGCAUCUGUCUGGGCCAUACACCCAAGGAUGGAAAGAAAGUAAAGGGGGAGGUUUACUGGCACGUGGAGGAGGUUGUUGUGACCGAAAGAGAACUGGGAAACAAGUACAUUUUCAAAUGCAAUUCCCUCAUUCCUCUUUCUCCUAAGAGGGACGAUUUCAUCACCGUUGAGUGCACAAAGACCAUCGAGAGCUUUGCAAGCAAAGCUCGAAGCCUGGUACCUGUCAAAUAUGAGAUCAUCGUCAUCACAGGUGAUGAAAAGGGUGCAGGAACCGAUGCCAAUGUUUUCAUUACUCUCUAUGGCUCCAAUGGAGAUUCGGGUUGCAGGCAACUGCGUCAGAAGUUUCGUAACCUUUUUGAACGUGGGCAAACAGACCGUUUCUCUGUGGAAAUGCUGGACAUGGGGGAGUUGCAGAAAGUCCGGGUAGAACACGACAACUCCGGUCUCAGCCCUGGCUGGCUGCUCGAUCGUGUGGAAGUCACCAACACAGCCAAUGGUGUUACCACUAUCUUUCUCUGCGGGAAAUGGCUGGACUCUAAGAAGGCAGAUGGAAAAAUCUCCAGGGCCAUCUACCCAAAAUACUAAAAAACCCUACAGCUCAAGCAUGUCCUCUUAUGUUUAAAAGUAAUGACCAAAGAGAUUCUGCUUCUAGCAAGUUUUAU